GGGAACAGAGGGAUGUGGAGUCCCUGAAGAUGCUUUUGGACAAUGGUCUGAGGUUGGCAUGAGCCAUGACAUCAGAGAUUCCGACCUUCCUGAUUGGAGGGACCGGACUCCGUGGUGCCUGGAGCAGUGUCCAGAAGAAGGCCAUGGACAGAACGGAGACUAGGUUCCAUAAGAGGGGACAGAUUACGGGAAAGAUCACGACCAGCCGUCAACCGCACCCCCAGAAUGAGCAGAGUCCCCAGCGGAGGACCUCGGGGUACCCCCUCCAGGAGGUGGUGGAUGAUGAAGCGUUGGGACCAUCAGCCCCUGGGGUAGAUCCCAGCCCCCCAUGUAGGUCCCUUGGCUGGAAAAGGAAGAGGGAGUGGUCAGAUGAAUCUGCGGAGGAGCCGGAGAAGGAGCUCGCCCCUGAGCCUGAGGAGACCUGGGUAGUGGAGAUGCCGUGUGGGCUCACGAUGAAGCUGAAGCAACAGCGAGUGUCACCCAUCCUCCCUGAGCACCACAAGGACUUCAACAGUCAGCUUGCCCCUGGGGUAGAUCCCAGCCCCCCGCAUAGGUCCUUUUGCUGGAAAAGGAAGAUGGAGUGGUGGGACAAAUCUGAGGAGUCGGAGGAGGAGCUACGGAAGGUGCUCGCCCCUGAGCCUGAGGAGAUCUGGGUGGCGGAGAUGCUGUGUGGCCUCAAGAUGAAGCUGAAGCGACGGCGAGUGUCGCUCGUGCUCCCUGAGCACCAUGAGGCCUUCAACAGGCUGCUUGAGGAUCCUGUCAUUAAAAGAUUCCUGGCCUGGGACAAAGAUCUGAGGGUGUCGGACAAGUAUCUCCUGGCUAUGGUCAUAGCGUAUUUCAGCCGGGCCGGCUUCCCCUCCUGGCUAUACCAACGCAUUCAUUUCUUCCUGGCUCUCUACCUGGCCAAUGACAUGGAGGAGGACGACGAGGACUCCAAACAAAACAUCUUCCACUUCCUGUAUGGGAAGAACCGCUCUCGCAUACCCUUGCUCCGUAAGCGUUGGUUCCAGUUAGGCCGUUCCAUGAACCCGAGGGCCAGGAAGAACCGCUCUCGCAUACCCUUGCUCCGUAAGCGUCGGUUCCAGUUACGCCGUUGCAUGAACCCGAGGGCCAGGAAGAACCGCUCUCAGAUAGUCCUGUUCCAGAAACGUCGGUUCCACUUCUUCUGUUCCAUGAGUGGCAGGGCUUGGGUUUCCCCGGAGGAGUUGGAGGAGAUCCAGGCUUAUGACCCAGAGCACUGGGUAUGGGCGCGAGAUCGCGCUCGCCUUGCCUAGAGCUCCAGGGACCGUGGAGGCCUGAGGUCAUCGGCCUGAGAGAAGAACACCGGACCCAGGGGAGAUGUGGAUUUUCAGCAGGAACUUUAUUCCAAUGCUAAUGGCAGACACCAGGAAGGAGGAGAGGAACCAUUUGUGCACAUCAUCUAGAAGAACCUGGACCAUUCUUGAUGGAGCUGAAUACAGUGAUCACGUUGUCCUCCUAGGAGCAGGGGUGGGGGGAGGGGGGUGGGGUCCUUCUAGGAGUCCUUGGAGAAAAGUAAGAAACCAGGAGUGUUUCCAGUUCCACCCUUUCCUGCGGCACCACCACCCUUUUUAUAUUGCUGAAUUCCAACCUCCCUGGGGCGGAACGUGGAGGUCCUGUUUCUUACGGACUUGGUUGCCACAGUCCAGGAGCAUUUGAAGGCACAAUGCAGGGGCUCAGAUUGGCACAGAAUUCUUUUGUGAAAUAUCAGUGCCACAGAUUGUAACAGAUAGCUUCAUGCACACUCUGCAUUUUAUUGGUUUGUUUGGAAAAUGUUGGCCAUUGAAUUAUUCAUAGAUUUAUUUCAAAUAGUUUGGAAAUUGUUGUACUUUUGAAAACAUGCUGUUCCUGUAGUUUUUUGAUGAGAGUUAUAGUUGUUAUAUAUACAUAAAGAUAAUUUUCAUUUUUAAGAGACGAUUCUUUUUAUCCUAAAUAUUUUAUUAUCUUUAAAUUUGUUUCUGUAUUAUUAUAUGUGCUCCUGAAGCGAGCACUCUUUUUAUCUAUGAUACUUCCACAAUAAUCUCUUCUAUUUAUAGCUAUUGGUAGUUCCCCACCAGAAAAAAACAUAAUUCUGGUGAUAGAAAUUUUUAUUUGCUGUUUUGGUUUGUGACUGAAUUGUGAGAAUUCAGUUGUGAUUUUUAACAUGUCUCAGAUAUAUAUAAUAACACGUCUAAUAUAUACCAUCUAUUUUAUUGGUUUAUUUUGAAAAA
This is a messenger RNA of Pan troglodytes (chimpanzee), 2228 nucleotides long. RefSeq names its product speedy protein E1-like. The transcript is spliced from 10 exons. Bases 66 to 1274 code for a protein of 402 amino acids. The record is from RefSeq and is a predicted model, not a curated record. NCBI's taxonomy places the organism in Eukaryota, Metazoa, Chordata, Mammalia, Primates, Hominidae. Gene Ontology annotation, biological process: positive regulation of cyclin-dependent protein serine/threonine kinase activity. Gene Ontology annotation, molecular function: protein kinase binding.